Messenger RNA from Elgaria multicarinata webbii, 354 nucleotides. RefSeq names its product C-type natriuretic peptide-like. The coding region runs from base 1 to 354 and encodes 117 amino acids. The record is from RefSeq and is a predicted model, not a curated record. Gene Ontology annotation, molecular function: hormone activity. The transcript has 2 exons. Gene Ontology annotation, biological process: cGMP biosynthetic process; receptor guanylyl cyclase signaling pathway. Gene Ontology annotation, cellular component: extracellular region. NCBI's taxonomy places the organism in Eukaryota, Metazoa, Chordata, Lepidosauria, Squamata, Anguidae.
AUGUCCGUUUGCUUGGCUAAUCCCAGCGCCUGCAACGAUGAGGAGCCGCUCUUUCAGGCCUGGACAUUGAUGGAGCUCCUAGGAGAAGAUCUGGCUACUCUCCUGUCUGACCAUGAAGCGGACCCCCCCUCGCUCCCCCAGGACUCCCUGUCCCGACUCCUGAGCAGGCAGCGUCCCCUCCGCCGCCCCCCCAGCCCCUCAACGCCCUCCGAGGAACGUGCCUGGAUCCACUUCUUAAAUGACUUCGUGAACACCCAGAAGAAGUUUCGGGGGCGCACCAAGAAGAUGGGGCAGCAAGGCUGCUUUGGCAUCAAGCUCGACCGGAUUGGGACCCUCAGCGGCCUUGGAUGCUAA